AUGGCACCGAGAUGGCCGCAGGUAAACAAUGGUCCCGAAAACAUCAACGAGCAUGCCACAUACCUUAGAGAAGCAAGUCACCAAUUGCAGGCCGCGGAUAAGGGCAGGGCCAAUCAAAUACCCUGGAAUGUAGUUCAACCGUACAUUGCAUCCACCGUGGCGCUCAUCAGUAAGGUGCUUCAGCAGCCGUCGAUGAGCGCCGUUCUCCAGCAGAUUCAAGACGCGGCUAAGGGGAUUGAGGUCAUUCGAAGAGACAUCACCGUCGUUAAAGGCUCCGUAGGACUCGGCACCACACCAUUGAACAUUGCGAACUUCACCGGCGGCAAGACUGCUACGCCAUCAUGGGCGCAGGUUGCGGCACAGGCCAAAGGCGCCAUGUUGCCGCUACCGCCACCACCAAUCCAACAAAGCCCACACGCCUACAAGACCUCGGCCCCAGUCACCGCAUACAGAGAUCGGGUUGUCACGGUCAGGCUGAAGGACCAGGGUUUUGUUCAACGGUACCGAAGCCAUCUAGUUGCUUGGACACGACAACAAGUACAAGCCUCAAUACGGCAGAACACCCCCUCCAACUCGGUUAAGGUGGUAGCGGCGUACCAGCUCAAAAGCGGAGAUAUCCAGAUAUUCACCAGCACGACCACGGAAGCCAAACAACUCAAAGAGCACAAAGGCUGGCUGAAAGGUCUGGGGGAGCAAGCUGAACUCAUCGUGCCGACCUACGGUGUCAUUGUCCACGGCAUCCCGACCAAUUCGAUCAACAUCAAAGAUCAGAAAGCCACCAUCCAACACAUGCUGGCAGACAACUACACAGUGAUCCCUUGCGCCGAGAUCAGCUACUUGGGGUGGCUGACCAAGGAAGCCAGCCUCAAACGGGCGUCCUCGAUCGUCGUCGAAUUCACCGACCCAGAAAUGGCCAACGCCAUCAUUUACGCUGGCAUGGCAUGGGAUGGCCACAUCCACCAAUGCCAACUCUACGACCGCGCCUGCAGGGUGAAACAGUGCUUCCGUUGCUACCAUUAUGGUCAUAUCGGCACUCAAUGUAACGCAUCCCAGACAUGCGGCUAUUGUGCGGAGCUACACGAGUCCAGACACUGUAAACAGAAGGGAUUGGAAGGGUUUGUCCCGCGCUGUACGGUGUGCAAAGGUGCCCACACCGCAUGGAGCAAUGCCUGCCCAGCCAGAAAGAAGGAAUUAGAGAGAGUGGAACAAGCCAAGCAGAUCCGGAGUAUCUAUUGGCAUGUCCCUGCCAAAGCGAACACCACGCGACCGAGAACAGACAACACAACCAACAGCAGCACCGUCCGGGAGGCCGCUCAACCGAGAGAUCCUUGCCCGGCUUCACCCAUUCCGGCUCAAGCGACGAUCCAGGAGUCAGGCGAAUCCACUGAGACCGUGACCGCGCAAACUGAGCGUCAGGCACUCUUAUCUCCCAUUACAGGGCAGGCAACUGCGUUGACAGAAGCGCCCGAGGCAGCCCAGGGACCUCACGAAGUCAUUUCGACACAAACGCCGGAAAUUCCAGCCGGCGGAGAGGAGUGGACAACGCCAGCGACACAGCAAGAGCCCGCACAACAACAGCCAGAUCUGCCAAUCGACCCACAACUCAGGCAAACAGAAGAGGAUUUUGCCCUAGUUCAAGCAUCCCAGGGCAAUGCAGCUCGACGAUCCACGCAGCGGAUGGACGCCCCGAACGAGGCGUUUGAAAUGCAGGACACCGGUGCCUGGCUCGACAACAUGUUCAACGACAACGAGGACGUGUGGAUACCGGACACGGGACAUGCUGAAUUGUCACCACUUACUUCGCUAGCGACUGACCCAUACAUAGCGGCAGGGAGGACGUUCAAGGGGUGCAAGUGCCCGACACACCAGCACCUGUACGACGACUGGCCCACACGCGAUGUGAAACUAACCAUCGCCAAAUGCAUGACAAUAUGUGUAUACUGUGGGGUCGACUACCAGAGAGCGACGACACUACGGCUGCAUCUUAAGUGUGCCAAGCACGCUCAAGACAACAUCAGCAUCGUGCGAGGGACCCAGGGAAGAGGGAGCUCCGCCACUCCAUCGUGGGCGCUUAAACCUCGUGUGGUUGCAGCCAACCAUGCCCGAGCCACUCAAAGAGAACCUGCCACAAACGGUGCCAAUGCAGCUCCCUAUCGAUGACAAGACAUCAGUCACUACGCAUCUUACAGUACAAUGUCCAGAAGUCGAAAGAUGUCGUCCUUGCGAGUCUGUUCCAGGACCGCUGGAUUUCCGAAUAUGACAUUAUCGCGAUUCAAGAGCCCUGGC
Exophiala oligosperma is the source of this 2286-nucleotide messenger RNA. RefSeq lists its product as uncharacterized. Bases 1 to 2160 code for a protein of 719 amino acids. The record is from RefSeq and is a predicted model, not a curated record. The transcript has a single exon. NCBI's taxonomy places the organism in Eukaryota, Fungi, Ascomycota, Eurotiomycetes, Chaetothyriales, Herpotrichiellaceae.